CUGAUAUUUCCUGUAGAAUUUAUUCUAGUCUACACAUAUAUUCACCUAUUAAUAACAGGUUCUCCAUAGAGCAACCAUAUCUUGUGUUUCUGACAAUCAUGGAUGGUUUCUUGCCAUUACUAUUAGCCUUCAUAGCUUACAUGGCUGCCUUAGCCUUCUUCUUCCUCAAAAAGAAUCCCAAACACAACCUCCCGCCGGGUCCGAAACCAUGGCCACUCAUCGGAAACUUGAACCUCCUCGGUUCAUUACCACAUAAGUCCCUUGAUUUCUUGUCUAAAAAAUACGGUGAAAUAAUGCUCCUCAGAUUCGGACAGCUCCCGGUAGUGGUUGCAUCCACCCCGGAGAUGGCCGAGCAGUUCCUAAGGAUUCACGACACAGUUUUUGCUUCGCGGCCGGCUGUUAUUGCCGGUAGAUAUAUUAGUUACAAUUAUUCGGACAUGGUUUGGGCGCCUUAUGGGCCUCAUUGGCGACAGGCGCGCAAGAUUUAUUUAUCAGAGGUUUUCAGUGCCAAGAAGAUGGAAUCUGAAUUAUUUCGGCGAAUACUUGCUGAGGAGAGGCGCGAUUUUUUUUCCCGGAUGCAUUCCCUCUCGGGGAAACCGGUCUUGCUUAGAGAUCAUUUGUUUAGGUAUGCUUUGUCGACCAUAAAUAGGAUGUUGUUGAGCGAGAGGUAUUUUAGUGAGUCGGGAUUGGGGGAGGAGGCCGGUAGUGUUGUUCGAUUGGAGGAGUAUCAGGAGAUGAUGGAUGAGUGGUUCUUCCUCAACGGGGCGUUUAAUAUCGGGGAUUGGAUACCUUUUUUAAGCUUUCUUGAUCUUCAGGGAUAUGUUAAGAGAAUGAAGUUGUUGCAUAAAAAACUUGAUAGGGUAUACAACUUUGUGGUCGAUGAUCAUCUCAAACGGAAGGUUUCUGGUGACGGGAAUGACUUUGUGGAUACGUUGCUGCAGAUGGUUGAGAAUUCUGACUCUGAUUCUGAUGGAAAAAGACUUUCAAAGAACACGAUCAAGGCAUUGAUACAGAACAUAAUUGCCGGGGGCGCGGAUACAACACCAACCACGGUCGAAUGGAUUAUCCUCGAACUCAUGAGGCAUCCCAACAUAUACAAGAAGGCUAAGGACGAGCUCGACAGAGUAAUCGGGGGAAACCGAUGGGUAGAAGAACACGACUUUUCUGAAUUACAUUAUUUAGAUGCCAUCAUCAAAGAGACCAUGAGGUUGCACCCUAUUUCUACAAUUUUAGCUCCUCAUUACGCCAUGGAAGAUUGUCGAGUUGCAGGCUACGACAUACCUAAGGGGACAACUGUUUUUAUCAACACAUGGAGCAUAGGAAGAAAUCCCAAAUAUUGGGAGACACCCGAGGAGUUUAUACCCGAGAGGUUUAUAGGAAAACAAAUCGAUAUUUCUGGCUCUAACUUUGCGUUGCUGCCAUUUGGGUCCGGCCGGAGAAGGUGCCCCGGCUAUAAAUUGGCGUUGAAGACUGUCCGGGCAAUCGUAGCGAACUUGCUGCAAGGAUUUGACCUGAAAUUGAAGGAUGGAAUGAAGCCUGAAGAUAUAUCCAUGGAGGAAAAGUUCAGUUUGAGCACUCAUCCGAAAGAGGCCCUCGCCAUUGUCAUGGAACCUGUUCUUCCUCUACACCUUUAUUGAUAUAUCCAUAUUUUUGGAAUAUAAAUAUAUCCUAAUGCAAGUUAUGAAACUUAGAUGAUUUUUUUAUAACGUGAUAAUUCAUAGUCGUUUUUUUUAGAAUGUGUUAUGUCAUAUAAGACCUAGAGGCGUCAGAGUUUAAAUCUUAACUUCACGAUGACAAAUCCAUCCGACGACGCUAGGCCAUCCUUGGAAUGCAUUUUUAGUGGACUUGAAAUGUUAUUUUGGCCUUGUUGGUUUGGUAAAAUCUACUUUGUAUGAAAAAAUAUGUAUUUGUUCACCCAACAAA
Messenger RNA from Andrographis paniculata, 1923 nucleotides. Its product is annotated as trimethyltridecatetraene synthase-like. Gene Ontology annotation, molecular function: monooxygenase activity; iron ion binding; heme binding. The coding region runs from base 99 to 1637 and encodes 512 amino acids. The record is from RefSeq and is a predicted model, not a curated record. The transcript is spliced from 2 exons. NCBI's taxonomy places the organism in Eukaryota, Viridiplantae, Streptophyta, Magnoliopsida, Lamiales, Acanthaceae.